This is a messenger RNA of Theobroma cacao (cacao), 3590 nucleotides long. NCBI's taxonomy places the organism in Eukaryota, Viridiplantae, Streptophyta, Magnoliopsida, Malvales, Malvaceae. The record is from RefSeq and is a predicted model, not a curated record.
UUUUGCACAAAAAAGGUAAAAUAGCAAACAGUAAAAACAUUAACCAAACAAAGCUUAAAUAGUCCAGUUAAUGAUGUCUGAAAUGUUCAGCAUCUAGUUGCAUAAUGUAUCAACUGCAUUUAUUAUCCUACUUUGUGGUAUACCCCUCUGAAUUUAGAUUACAAGAUUAUUUCUUGACAAUGACAUACCUAGAGGAGAAGUUGAUUUUGCACUCACAUAUUGCUGGAAAAAAAACUGUGUAAAAGUUACCCCCAGAGUCAUGGAUAGGUUGGAAUAUAUUACCGUGUGGCAAUCAAUCAUAAAAAGCUAAAAUACUCUUGAAAUCAAGAAAUAAGAAUGAAAUUUACCAUCACAGCUAGUCUGGAAUUGCACUACACAAUAAGUGCAUACUUAUGUUAAAGCAAUGGUAGCUUUCUAGUUUUCUUAUAGGCUAGUACUACCGCAUCUUAUCUAUAAGGCUUGUAUUUGGAAAAGUCGAAAUUUAUCAUCACUUUUUAGCAGUAGCUGUAACUGACUUCAGGCAUAUGAGCUGUUUGAUAAAGAGGCAACUGGGGGGGGGGGGGGCAUGUUGAUAUCCGAACUUGUUGAGAUUGAUGAUCAGAUAUCCAAAUUUUUUGAGAUUGACUGAUUUUUCUGGAAGAUGUUUUCUUCCUUUUAUUAAUGUUAAAAGUAAGGGUACUGCACAUUAUUCCAGCAAAGUCUAUUUUUGUGUCUGUUCAAGUUGUGCCUCAUUUCCAACCAAAUUUUUUAACAGUUAUGAGAUAAAUGAAAAAGAAAUAACUUUUUCCUCAGGAUGAAAUUAUUGACAGUAUUAUCAUCACAUCUGGGAUAUUUUUGAAAUCAGCUAGAUACUUGGUUUCGAAUCUUCAUUUCCCUCAAUACUAUUUGUCCUUGACUUUUUAUUUUCCAAAAAUAUCUUUGCGUUUCUAUAAAUAUUGCAUUCUUUUGCGUAGUUGUGGUGCGUGCCUCAUGCUACGAGGAUUAAUGCAGUGUGUCUAGACUGAUGAUAGAAAAUGUGGCAGAAAUGGCUUAAAAAUGUUUGAUGAAGAAGGCAAAAGGAUUUGGUAUUAAUUGUAAGGUUUAGAGUUGCAGAUGUAUGAUUUGAAUAUAUAAUAGCAUAUUUAUGAGUAAAGACUGUUACACUCAUCCAUUAAGUUCAGACUCAAGAAUAAUAAAUGACAUGAGGGAUUUUUAGACAGUUCUCAAACUCAAAAGUGUAUUAUCCACAGCAAGAGCAGGGUUGUUUUUUUGCUUAUGCAUAUGCUUUAAAUUGAAAAACAAGAUGUAAAUCUGUAACAUGUAUUCUGUUGUGAGUCAAGGCAAGUUGAACUCUUAAUUUAGUUGCAACCUCUCUACUAGAAAGUUAAUUACUUGCCUCUUUUUUAUGCAGUUGAAUUAAGUGUAUUACUAUCAAGCUUGAUUAAUAUGAUUCACAAAAUGAGAGAUCUCUAGAAAUAUUAAAAGGAGUGCCAUUUUCAAGGUUCUGACAAUUUACAACAACCACAGAUCUGUUAAAUUUUGUUGUUAUUAUUGUCAUGCCAUGUGUUUGUAUCAUGUAAUAUGGCUUUGAUUAUAAGAAUCCAGUUCCUAUUAGAAUUCUCAGGCUUAAGUCACACCAUUUACGCCCAUCUUCACAAUAACUCUCUGUGGCCCCCAGUAAAAAGUUCUUGUAAACUAAGGAAAGCAAUUUAAUUCUACUCGGAUAAAUUAGUUUGACAUGAUAGCAGUCCUUUAAAUUUCAGGUGAAUGCGUUUCUUGAUUGACAAUGAAACCUGCCAUAACAUUAAUAUAAUCACAGUCUGAUGGCAAAGAUCUUUCCUCAUGCUUGUAUCCACAUUUCAAAUAGAAAAGUUACAAUUCAUAACAAUUUAAUGUAAUAAUAGAGGUCAGCAAUUAUUACCAAUUCUAAUGUGGUCUUUAUUUUGUUACCAAUUCUUAAACUUAUAUUAAAUUACUUGCUUUAUUGUGGUAAAUUUGCGGCCAGGUUUCUGGUACCAGAAAUAGGGUGCUCAAAGCGCUGUAUAUGAAUCCUGUAGUUCUAGUUGUAGUUUGGGUUGUAGGGUAAGUUGAGUCACUUAAAUUGAAUCAGAUUGUUAGUGUUUGGAUGCAAUGGAAGUUAAUUUCCUGGAUAUGCCUGCCAUAGCUGCAUGGGCAAAAAUAAGACGCUUACCAAAUUCGUUUAUUGGAAAAAUAUUACAGCCUUUAAUGUUUCAAGACAUGUAAUAUUACCUUAAUUACUUAAACCCUAUUAGCAGAAGAUUGCUUUGACUUGUUUGGUUUUCAUUUCUGACUCUAAAAGAAAGAAGAAAGCCUUGCUUGACUGCUUCAUUCCUUGCUAAUUGAAAGCUGGACUUACACGUCUGCUUAUGAAAACUUAAGUCAUUGAAGGAAUAUUACGUCUUGAAACAUUUAAUGCCAUUAUGAAUCUUGUAGACAAGUUUGGUAGGCUUACUACAUUUUUCCACGCAGCUAUGUCAAACUUCCUGGAAAACUUCCAUUUGCCUCCAAAUGCUAAUAGUUUGAUUCUGUUUAAGUAUGCCAACUAAGGAUAUUCAAGUAUUGUCAUUUAGCAAUAAGUAGUAAAACAAAUUAGAAGAGUUUAUUCUGACUGCAUGACUGCCAAGGUAAUAUAUGGAAGGAAACAGAGGAGCGACCAAUCCGGGAAUGAGAGUUGGAUACCUCUGAGUACUAGCCUAGGCAUGAAAGCCCUAUAAAUAAGGUGCAUUUGUCCUCCAAAUUUCACAAGCAAUUCCCUAAGACUUCUUUUUCAUUGCUUUUCUAGUAGUUUCUCAAUGGCAGGAUUGUCAAGCAAGGGCCGCCGAAGGACUCAAAUGUGGAUGAUUCCAGGAGCAGAUGCUCGGCAGGUUGCUUUCUCCAAACGUCGAUCUGGCCUCUUCAAGAAGGCCAGGGAACUCUGUACCUUAUGUGCUGUUGAGACUGCCCUUGUCGUUUUCUCUCCUGGUGGCAAGGCGUUCUCCUUUGGCCAUCCCGGUGUUGACACUAUUAUGAACAGGCUUCCCAACUUGAGUAAGCCAGAUCUGGAAGCAAUCCAGUGCACUGAGGCUGAGUAUGAGGCCUCUCUGCGUGAGCUUAACAAAGAAUACUCUGAUAUUAUGGAGAAACUGAGGGCUGAAAAACUUCGAGGUGAGAGACUCAAACAGAUGAGGAUGGAGAGCCAAGGCCAGGGCCAAAGCUUGGUGGAAAGACCAGUUGAUGAACUUAACUUGGAGGAGCUCUUGACACUGAAAUCAAUGCUGGAGGAGUUUAAGGUGAAGCUGAGGAAGCGCAUGCAGGAACUUUCAGUCGAGGCUGGUGCUUUAACUCUGAUAUCGGCUGGAGAAAUUGAUGCUUCUCUCGGUGGUUCCACUGAGGGUAAUUCUUCUGGUGAUCCUUGUGACCACGAUGUUGGUCAUGCGAGUUAAUUUUACCCCAAUCAGUCAGUUGGGAGAGGGUGUGUCUAAGGUGACUUGCCAAAGGCGCUUCAAUUUAUGUGAACUGAUCUAGUCAAUCCCUCUCUGUUUUGUCUGUUGGGAUGAGGUUUGGAAACCGAAUAAAUUGAAAAUCAAUAAUAAUAAACUGGUUUCUUCUGC